AAACCUUAGAUCUGAGCUGCCAUAACACCACUACCCCGCCCUCUCUCUCUCUCUCUCUUCAUUUGGGGAUUAAUCACUGAAACCCUAACAGAAAGCUUGAUUUUUGAAUUGGUGAUCAGAAAAAAAAAUGGCAACAGUGAGGAAUUUGAAGAUAAAAACAUCAACGUGCAAGAGAAUAGUGAAGGAGCUCCAUUCAUACGAGAUCGAGGUCGAAAGAGAGGCUGCUAAAACCGCCGAUAUGAAGGCCAAAGGCGCCGAUCCCUAUGACCUCAAACAGCAGGAAAAUGUGCUGGCUGAAUCAAGGAUGAUGGUUCCCGACUGCCACAAACGCUUAGAGUCUGCUCUAAGCGACCUUAAAGGAACUUUGGUUGAGCUGGAAGAGUCGGGCGAAAAGGAAGGUUCUGAAAUCGAUGAAGCCCGAAGCAUCAUUGCAGAAGUUGAAGAGCUAUUUCAAUCUUCAGAUGUUUAAUUUGACUGUUUUGAGCUUUACUCCUCUGUCAAACUUUGUGGUUUUUUUCGAUCUUGAGCUUGAUUAAUGAGUGAUUGCAAAAAAGGGAUUUUUACAAUCUUGUAAACGUUUGUUGGUCUCGUCUCUGUAUUGCUGUAUGACAUUUCGAAAAGUAGUCUACUGAAAUUUCGUUUAUCUCAUAUA
Molecule: messenger RNA, 652 nt
Organism: Erythranthe guttata (spotted monkey flower)
Lineage: Eukaryota; Viridiplantae; Streptophyta; Magnoliopsida; Lamiales; Phrymaceae
Gene: KIS
Product: tubulin folding cofactor A (KIESEL)
Biological process (GO): tubulin complex assembly; post-chaperonin tubulin folding pathway
Cellular component (GO): microtubule cytoskeleton; cytosol
Molecular function (GO): beta-tubulin binding
Source: RefSeq, a predicted model, not a curated record